Messenger RNA from Dunckerocampus dactyliophorus (ringed pipefish), 1420 nucleotides. It is a transcript of the gene foxq1b, whose product is annotated as forkhead box Q1b. The record is from RefSeq and is a predicted model, not a curated record. The transcript has a single exon. Bases 115 to 984 code for a protein of 289 amino acids. Gene Ontology annotation, molecular function: DNA-binding transcription factor activity, RNA polymerase II-specific; RNA polymerase II cis-regulatory region sequence-specific DNA binding. NCBI's taxonomy places the organism in Eukaryota, Metazoa, Chordata, Actinopteri, Syngnathiformes, Syngnathidae. Gene Ontology annotation, biological process: regulation of transcription by RNA polymerase II; cell differentiation; anatomical structure morphogenesis.
UUUUGUGCUGCUCAGACAGAGGCGCUCCAGGCAAUCCCUUACACAGACAGUCUGCUGUCAGGGCUCGUCCACCUGUUCCGCUCACACAUCAAGAGCGUCUGUGUGGAGAGAAAAAUGAAACUUGAAGUCUUCUCUGCACAUCACUUUGCUCAGAAGCCACUGGAGUUGCGCAUGGACACAAACGCGGGAAUCCCGUCUCCUCUGUCCGGAGACGAACUGGGGUCAGACGGGGACUGCGUGGCCAACAGCCCGCCACCUGCUGUGAAUCAGGGCGGCGACCUGAGCAAGGGGAAGCCUUACACCCGUAGACCAAAGCCUCCUUACUCCUACAUCGCCCUCAUCGCCAUGGCUAUCCGGGAGUCCAGCAAGGGCCGUCUCACCCUGGCAGAGAUCAACGACUACCUAAUGAAGAAGUUUCCCUUUUUCCGCGGCACCUACACCGGCUGGAGGAACUCGGUGCGCCACAACCUGUCACUCAACGACUGCUUCCUAAAAGUGUUGCGGGACCCGUCCAGACCUUGGGGCAAGGACAACUACUGGAUGCUGAAUCCCCACAGUGAGUACACCUUCGCUGAUGGGGUGUUCCGCCGCAGGAGGAAGCGCAUCGCCAAGAGGUCCCCAAAGGAGGAGAGCCAGGACAUCACUGGGAAAGACACACACCUUCCCGCCCCGGAGGAGAGGGUGGGGGCUAAGUUCUCCAGCUCCUUCGCUAUCGACAGCAUCCUCGGCAAACCCUUCAGACGGAGGGAAGACGACCACACGAAUGCACAAACACAUGGAUUGUUCUGGCCCGUAGGGGCUCCCAUGCUGCCCUAUGCUAUGAACUAUCCGGUGCAUCACAGCUACCUGUCAGAGUCCAGCAGGGAUGACGUCACAUAUCUCCAUCACAAAGCACCCGCCAUGGCCAGACCCGAGGCCGCUUCCCACGCGCUCAAGACUCCCCCAAAGUCUGGGGGCUUCCAUAUAGACUCCCUGCUGUCUUAAGACACACAGAGUGCGGCCAAACGUUCAACACGGAAUCUGCACUUUUGUGCUUACUUUUCAGGGCUUCAGUUACUGAGACGCGUUCACGUCAACACUACUGCAGCUCAUCCUACAAUAAAAACAAACAGCGCGUUGUCAUUGUGGUGAUGAUUAAGGUUAUCCCAGGACAUUUCACUGACGUGAAGGUGUGUUAGAAGUGUUUGUUUUCAUCGUGCAUUCGUCGUUUCCGCUGUUGACGGUAAAAAAGGGCCAUGCUGAAACAUAAAGCAAUUAAUGUAUUUAUAUGUUCGUAGCCUGUAUGUGAAAUGCUGUAAAGGAUAUUGUAAGAUAAUGUAAACAUAUUCAUAGAAUGACUGAGCUACAUGAGAAUCACGUAGCUGCACUAGAAAAGCCAGAGGUUUUCCAAUUGUUGACUCGCGCAUGUCUUGGUAGCUUU